AUGGGUGUGGAAAAUUCUGCAAAAGAAGGUGAUCCUGGAACAAUAUUCUUCUUCAGGGAAGGAGCUGCUGUGUUAUGGGAUGUGAAAGACCAAACUAUGAAGCAUAUGAUGCAAGUUCUAGAAAAACAUGAAAUUCAGCCCUAUGAAAUUGUAUUGGUUCACUGGAAAAAUGAAGAGCUUAACUACACAAAAACAGAGGGGCAGUCAAAACUUCACAGAGGGGAAAUCUGGUUAAAUUCAGAGCUGGAUUUAGAUGACGCCAUUCUGGAGAAAUUUGCUUUCUCAAAUGCCCUUUGCCUCUCAGUGAAACUUGCUAUCUGGGAAGCAUCACUGGAUAAAUUUGUUGAAUCUAUUCAGUCGAUUCCAGAGGCUUUAAAAGCUGGGAAGAAAGUGAAACUAUCUCAUGAAGAAGUUAUGCAGAAAAUGGCUGAACUCUUUGCCCUAAGACACUGUAUAAACUUGAGUACAGACUUCUUGAUCACCCCUGAUUUCUACUGGGACAGAGAAAAUCUGGAAGAACUUUAUGAUAAAACUUGUCGGUUCCUCAGCAUUACUCGUACAGUCAAGGUACUGUUUGAACUGGGACGAGUAUUUUUUCUGAUUAAGUGA
This is a messenger RNA of Cervus elaphus (red deer), 609 nucleotides long. Its product is annotated as required for meiotic nuclear division protein 1 homolog. Bases 1 to 609 code for a protein of 202 amino acids. Lineage: Eukaryota; Metazoa; Chordata; Mammalia; Artiodactyla; Cervidae. The record is from RefSeq and is a predicted model, not a curated record. The transcript has a single exon. Gene Ontology annotation, biological process: positive regulation of mitochondrial translation.